Molecule: messenger RNA, 1195 nt
Organism: Coregonus clupeaformis (lake whitefish)
Lineage: Eukaryota; Metazoa; Chordata; Actinopteri; Salmoniformes; Salmonidae
Product: transcription cofactor HES-6-like
Exons: 4
Coding region: 200-832 (210 amino acids)
Biological process (GO): anterior/posterior pattern specification; regulation of transcription by RNA polymerase II; regulation of neurogenesis
Cellular component (GO): nucleus
Molecular function (GO): DNA-binding transcription factor activity, RNA polymerase II-specific; RNA polymerase II cis-regulatory region sequence-specific DNA binding; protein dimerization activity
Source: RefSeq, a predicted model, not a curated record
CCUGACUGAUGGGUGCGGGGCACUGGGAGCGACCCGUGUGUGGGAAAAUACCUCAGCCAAAGAGCUCGAGCAUUCACAUGCUAAUUCUGCCCUAUAAAUAAGAGCGGUGCACGGUGCGAAAGGCCUUACAGACCCUAGACUCAGCCGGGAGAGGAGAGCUAUACUCUAACUACACAACGAUACCGAGCGUAAAGGAGAGAUGACAGCCAGCACCAUGGCGCACAACGUGGGGAAACACUCGAGUGCCAAGGAGGAGAGAAAGCUGCGGAAGCCGCUCAUUGAGAGGAAAAGACGAGAGAGGAUUAAUAACUGCUUGGAUCAGCUGAAAGAAACGGUGGUCGGGGCGUUCAGUCUUGAUCAAUCGAAACUUGAAAAGGCGGACAUUCUAGAGAUGACAGUGAAACACCUGCAGAAUGUUCAGACUCAUAAAUUCAGUGACCCCACCUUAGGCCUGGAGGCACAGCAGAAGUACAGCACAGGCUACAUCCAGUGCAUGCACGAAGUCCACAACAUGCUGCUCAACUGCGAAUGGAUGGACAAAACGCUGGGCUCCCGCCUGCUCAACCACCUGCUCAAAUCCCUGCCCCGCUCCAGUGAAGAGCGCCCCUCUCAGGCCAACCCCAAUCUCAGGUCCAACGCCCACCCACCCAGCCAGGGGCCAGGAUCCCCCACUACACCACUCAGAGAGGACCCCAGGUCUGGAAGGCAGGGCCAGAGGGAGGGGCCCCUGUGCCACGUGGUGGGGCCCCAGGACAAGCCCCUGCUCCUGCCCGGGAGCCCCCACCUCCUCAGCCCCCACCUGGGCAUGCUGGAGAUGUGGAGGCCCUGGUAAACUGUACCGGCCCUCUGGGUGUGCGCUGGAUCUCUAUGUUAGACCCUCCUCUGUUAUGUAUCUUAUAGAUAUGCUACUCAGAAGACAUUGUGUUGGAUUGUGGGGCGGUUGUGUUUCUGAUCUAGGUGUGCUAUAUAUACAGACCUUUCAGUACUUCCACUCCGAAGUCUACUUUCCGUAGCCUGCAUUGUAGAAGGCGCUUAUUAAUCUUUUUCUUAUAUUUAUUGUAUUAACGUCUUUAUUUAUUGAAUAAUAAGAUAAACAUUUAGCUUCUUAGCUCUAGUCCAUCACAAAUAGCUUUUGUACUGCUCCCUUCUAUGUUGUAUAUAAUUAACCAAUAUUAAUAAAAAUGUGUAUGCAAUU